Messenger RNA from Staurois parvus, 360 nucleotides. The record is from the annotation of a GenBank genome assembly. Lineage: Eukaryota; Metazoa; Chordata; Amphibia; Anura; Ranidae.
AUGCAGACUGCUUCUACAAGCAUUUGUGAAAGAAUGGGUCGCUCUCAGGAGUUCCGUCAAUUCAAGCGUGGUACCGUGAUAGGUUGCCACCUGUGCAAUAAGUCUAUCUGUGAAAUUUCCUUGAUACUAAAUAUUCCAUUGUCAACUGUUAGUGGUAUUAUAACAAAGUGGAAGCAACUGGGAACAACAGCAACUCAGCCACCAAGUGGGCGGGGUCAGCACAUGCUGAAGCGCACAGUGCGCAGAAGUCGCCAGCUGUCUGCAGAGUCAAUAGCUAAAGACUUUCAAACUUCACGUGGCCUUCAGAUUAGCACAAUGACAGUGCGCAGAGAGCUGCAAGGAAUGGGUUUCCAUGGCCAA